UUUGUUCUUGAUUCCACCUUUUCAUACACUAUCUAUCACUCACACUUUCUUUCUCUUUCUCUGUUUGGAGAGAGAGAAGAAAAUGUCCCACACAAAUCAGUAACCCAUUACUGCAAAUCUUCCUUUCUUCCUUCAAUUCUCUCAACCACAAUUUCACAAUGUUUGAUUUCAUCAUUUUCUUCUUCUUUAUUCUCCUGGCUCCUUGUAAAUCUUCUGAAAUUUCUGCAGCUGCUCGGAGAUUGCUUCACCAGCCCUUUUUCCCGUAUGAUUCUGUGCCUCCGGCGGAGCUACCGUCGCUUCCGGUACCCCCACCGCCGGAUCCCAAAUACCCAUUUUCCACUACCCCUCCUGCAACUCCGGAUGGCUCUCCAUUCUUUCCGACGUAUCCAGGAACUCCUCCUCCGCCUACGCCUGCGAGCAUUGCAACGUUUCCGGCGAAUAUUUCUUCUCUGAUUCUCCCUCGUUCGUCUCCGUCUGGUUCCAGUUCUAAGAAGGUUGUUCCAUUGGUUGUUGCUGCGGUUGUUUCUGUUGUUUUGGUUGUUUGCAUUGCUGGGUUUUUGUACUGGCGGCGGCGUAGCCGCCGUGGGUUGGCUGAGGAUAAGACGUUCAGAUCCGAAAGUAGUAGCCGGUUGUGUCCGGUUCCGAGUGUUGAAGUCGGUAAUGGAAUUCCUAAGUUGAGACAUCCUUCUGCUUCUAGCUCUGAGUUUCUGUAUUUGGGUACUCUUGUGAACUCGAGAGGAAUCAACGAUCGUUCCGUUGGGGGAGGUCGUGUGGCUGAUCCUAGGCCGUUGGAUUCGCCGGAGCUUCAUCCGCUUCCGCCGCUGAACUUCGGUCGGUCGAAUGAGAAGCAAAGCGGUGGAAAUGGAGAUGAGAGAUCGAUGGGAGAUGAAGAGGAGGAGGAAUUUUAUUCUCCUAAAGGUUCUCUCGGCGCGAUUGGCUCGGGAUCUCGAAGAGUGCUCGCAACAAUGGCGGCUGAAGAUUUGCUUGGCAAAACCAGCGAUUCGAGCUCCACUUCGUAUUCCACAUCCAGCGGUUCGGUUUCGCCGGCGAGAUCACGUUCUAAGAGUCUUUCUCUAUCUCCACCGGCGAGUUUGAGCCCUAGAAGAUCUGUUCAAAAUGACUCUUCUCAUUUCUCUGUUUCUGCUACUGUAGCGACGGAGCAGCUUUCGCCACCAUUGACGCCGCCUCUUUCCCACGGCGGAGGGGAAUCGGACGAUGGCGGCAAAUCUCACUGCCCUUCUCCAUUGCGUUUAUCGACGGAGAAAGCUCCGGAGAAGAGCUCCACCGCAUCUUCCUCCCGGAGAUUUUCUAAUGCUUCAGUUCACAGUGCGACGUUACCAAUUUCAGCAACCAACAAGGAUUUGGAUAAUCAUGAUGAAACGAACAAUAAUCACGAAGAACAAUCUCCAAGACAAUCACAUAGUUCAGAUCCUGAUCAGUUUCCAUCUUCUCCUUGUUUAUCUCCACUUUCCGAUGGAAUUUUGGGGAGAAUUCAAAUUCAAUCGCCGACAGUUUCAAACGUUCGCGACUCGGAUUCUGAUGCGAAAUUUAAGCAACUUCCUUACUCAUUUACUUCAUCUUCACCUUCAUCAUCACCGGAGCGAGUAGUUCUGGACUCAUCUCCAUCAAGAACAUCCAUUAUUUCCGAUCAAAACAGGUCGUCACCGUCACCACCAUCACCGGAGAGAAUUCUGAUGAGUGAUUCAGAUUCAUCAAGGAGAACUUUCGACCACUUCGAUCAAGAUCUUCAAUCUUCUUCUGCAGACAUCAAUUCUACUGAUGUGGAUCGACUGCAAUCUCCUUCGGGCAUCCCUGCCGCUCCUCCGCCACCGCCACCGCCGCCACCACCACUUGCAGCACCUCCUCCACCUAUACGUUGUGAAAUGCCCAUUUCACCUUCAACACCAGUAGGCCAAUCCAUUCCAAUGGCGCCUCCUCCAUUAGUGCCUCCAUUAAGGCCAUUUAUAAUAGAGACUGUGAAAAAUGUCUCACCAGUUCAGCUGCCUUCCUGCAAUGGUGAAUCAUCUGAAGACACUCCGAAGCCCAAGUUGAAGCCAUUGCAUUGGGACAAAGUGAGGGCGAGCUCCGAUCGCGAGAUGGUGUGGGAUCAGCUCAGAUCAAGCUCUUUUAAAGUGAACGAGGAAAUGAUCGAAACUCUGUUUGUUGUGAACACUUCCAACUCGAAGGAAACAACUCCACGCCCCGUGCUUCCUACACCUAACCAAGAGAUCGGAGUUCUCGAUCCCAAAAAGUCACAGAACAUCGCCAUUGCGCUACGGGCACUUAACGUGACCAUAGAAGAAGUUUGUGAAGCUCUUUUAGAAGGUAAUGCUGAUGCACUUGGAUUGGACCUACUUGAGAGUUUAUUGAAGAUGGCUCCAACAAAAGAAGAAGAACGUAAGCUAAAGGCAUCCAAGGAUGUCUCACCUACCAAGCUUGGCCCUGCUGAGAAAUUUUUGAAGGCAGUUCUUGAUGUUCCUUUUGCGUUUAAAAGGGUGGAUGCGAUGCUUUACAUGGCAAACUUCGAGUCCGAGAUCGAGUACUUAAAGAAGUCGUUUGAAAAUCUCGAGACUGCCUGCGAGGAAUUGAGGAAUAGCAGGAUGUUCUUGAAACUCUUGGAAGCUGUGCUCAAAACGGGGAAUCGCAUGAACGUUGGCACGAAUCGUGGGGAGGCACAAGCCUUCAAACUCGACACACUUCUAAAGCUCGUCGAUGUCAAGGGUGCAGAUGGAAGAACCACUCUCCUACAUUUUGUUGUACAAGAAAUCAUCAGAAGUGAAGGAGCUCGUCUUUGUAGCACGAGUCAACCUCCAAACUCCAACCUGAGCGACGAUGUAAAAUGCAGGAAAAUCGGCCUGCAAGUUGUUUCAGGUCUCAGCUCGGAGCUCGCCAAUGUGAAGAAAGCAGCGUCAAUGGAUUCCGAUGUGCUCAGCGGGGAGGUCAUCAAGCUUUCUAGAGGACUCGACAACAUCAGGGAGGCUAUAUGUUUAAACGAAGCAGCAGGGACAAAUCAAAGCACGGAAAAGUUCUCCGAGUCGAUGAAUAGAUUCUUGAACAUGGCAGAAGUGGAAAUCAUCAGAAUUCAAGCUCAUGAAAGCGUUGCAUUAUCUCUAGUAAAGGAGAUCACAGAGUACUUCCAUGGCAACUCUGCCAAAGAAGAAGCUCAUCCAUUUAGAAUCUUCAUGGUGGUGAGAGAUUUCCUAACGAUCCUGGACGGAGUCUGCAAGGAAGUCGGGAUGGUAAACGAGCGAACGAUCGUGAGUUCGGCACAUAAAUUUCCAGUUCCAGUGAAUCCAACAAUACCACAAGCAUUUCAAGCUCAUCAAAAAGUGCAGAAAUACAGUUCAUCUGAUGAAGAAAGUGGAUAAUAUCUUCAUGGAGGGGUAAAAACUGGAUGAUCAGGUAGCUUUUUAAUUUGUUUUGUCUCUAGAAAUUGUGUGGUUCCACAAUUUCUACUUGUGUAAAUGCCAUUGUAAAAGAUUUUGAACUGAGUUCUUGUAGAAGAUAUAUAUAUA
Cucurbita moschata (crookneck pumpkin) is the source of this 3515-nucleotide messenger RNA. Its product is annotated as formin-like protein 1. The transcript has 4 exons. Lineage: Eukaryota; Viridiplantae; Streptophyta; Magnoliopsida; Cucurbitales; Cucurbitaceae. Gene Ontology annotation, biological process: actin cytoskeleton organization; actin nucleation. Gene Ontology annotation, molecular function: actin filament binding. The record is from RefSeq and is a predicted model, not a curated record. The coding region runs from base 159 to 3368 and encodes 1069 amino acids.